Molecule: messenger RNA, 1292 nt
Organism: Ceratina calcarata
Lineage: Eukaryota; Metazoa; Arthropoda; Insecta; Hymenoptera; Apidae
Exons: 2
Coding region: 145-1041 (298 amino acids)
Source: RefSeq, a predicted model, not a curated record
AUUGAUAAUAAUCUACAUUUAAUAAGAACCUUAUUUAAUAAGAACUUUAACGAGUAUAACAACAACGUGUCGCGAAAGCGAUACUCGGCUUCCAAUGUCAUAAAUUGCAAAUAAAUUUGUCAUCAUUUCGGAAAGGCAAAUGCAAUGGCAGAAAAGUUUCGAUCGUUCCUGAAAGUUUUAAGAAUUGAAAUAAACCGUCGAUUAUUAAAUAAUGCCGUUACAAGAAUUAAUAGUACCACUGAGAAAGCGCAAGGGACGUUGACUAAUAUUCAAAACGCUGUCGCUGCAAAGUACGACGUCUUCGCAAAGCAAAUAAGAAAGGAUAUAUCUUCAAUUCAAAAGAAUGUUUCGCAAUUGGAACCAAGGCCGCUGCCAGAGAGAGUUGUCAAAUGGUGGCAAUGGUAUCAACAAUUGACAGGCUUGGAUAUCGUCGAAUUAUCCAGACGCCAAGUGAUUUUAGCUCAAGAUAAAUUGUUCAAGUCUCAGGAUGAGAGGAGACUCUUGAACCGCGAAGUCGCUUUAAUUAAUGACAAAUUAAAGGAGGUGUAUUCCGAGCUUAUUCAAACGAAACGAGAUGAUCCAAAGUAUGUCCAGCUAACGAUACUAGAGAACAAGAGUCUUCAGGAUCAAGCAAGAAUUAUGUCACACCUGAAUUUAUUAGAUAGAGAGGAGAGAGAUCAUUUUACUCAGUUAGCAACUGCUAUCAAGGAGUAUCACGAUAGUCAGACAAUGAGUGCUCAGAAAUAUAAAUAUCUAUCUAUUCUUGCUUCCGCUGUGGUAGCAAUUAUAUCAUUGACUGGAUCGAUGAUAUACAAUAAUAGGAAAAUAGCAAUGAUCAAAAACAGCAUGCACUCACUGGAAACUGGUUUGAACGCCAGGUUUUCGGAAGUUCUUACAAAAUUAGAGAAUAAUGGUGAACAAGAUACACCUAGUGAAACAAAUAAUCCAUCAAGAUACUCCUACUCUUAUAAACAGAUAGGAUUAGGUAUCCUUGGUCUGUACACAGUAAUUAAAGCGCUAUUUUACAACAGUAGUCCUUAGUAACAGGCAUUUAUUUGUAAAUCUUUUUCAAAUAAACGUAUAAUAUAUUGUGCAUAUAUGAUUAUAUAAUAAAACAAAGGGUAUAUUAAUAUCAUAUGAACGUACAACUGGAAAUGUCGUGUAAAGAAUUUGUUGUUACAUAACACGCACAGUUGUUUGCAUUUCGUGUAAGGAACAGAGAUUAAAAUUUUGUCAGAAAAAUAUGUACGUAUAUUUAAUAAACUGGACGAGUACAUUAUUUCAGGAGGCAA